AAUGGUUAAAAACAAAUAGCAUAGGAAAUAUGAAAUCUGAAAUUUUAGCAAUAGCUUGCGUAGCUGUGUCACUUAGAUCCAUAGUUUCAUUGUACUCAUUCUCAGGAUUUGACUCGCCUCCUAUGUACGGUGACUAUGAAGCUCAACGCCACUGGCAAGAAGUGACAAUUAAUUUGGAGCCUGGUCAAUGGUAUACGAAUAGCUCCGAUAAUGAUUUGCAGUACUGGGGGCUAGACUAUCCUCCACUAACCGCACAUCAUAGCUAUUUAAUUGGUCGCAUAGCAGAAUCCAUUGAUCCCCGCUUUAUCGAGUUGCAUAAAAGUAGAGGUUUUCAAUCUAGACUGCAUAAAAGCUUUAUGCGACUAACUGUAUUGACAGGAGACAUUUUAAUCUAUUUACCGGCUAUCUUGGGGGUGUGUAUUUGUAUAGAUAAAAGCUUUCAAAGCAAAAGUCUACUGUUUUCCUUCAUGUUGUUCGCCGCCUAUCCUGGUCAAGUGCUUAUCGACAAUGGACAUUUUCAAUACAAUAACGUGUCGUUGGGCUUAGCAGCUGCGGCUAUUGCAGCAAUUCUGCAUGGCAAACAAUAUAUUGCUGCAUUUGCCUUCACAUUAGCCUUGAACUACAAACAAAUGGAACUAUACCACAGCAUUCCGUUUUUUACGUAUAUUCUAGGCGAAUGCUUGGCAGCAAACAGCCUCAGGUUAUUUGCAGUUAAAUUAGGAAUAACCGCAACCAUUGUUUUAGCUACAUUCUGCCUGCUUUGGUACCCUUGGUCUGGAUCGCUUCAUGCGGUGGCUGAAGUGUUACAUCGCCUUUUUCCUCUCGGGCGCACCGUAUUUGAAGACAAAGUUUCUAAUUUUUGGUGUUCAUUAAAUAUAAUUUGGAAACUAAAACAACAUGUGUUGAAUAAUCACAUGGCUCUAGUUUGUCUGGCUUUCACCUUAAUUAGUGCUCUGCCAACUAAUAUUACACUGUAUAGGAAGCGAUGUAAAAUGGGUUUUUUAUUAUCCCUUUUCAAUACUGCCAUUGCUUUUUUUUUAUUUUCAUUUCAAGUUCACGAGAAGACUAUUCUGCUGGCUGCACUACCAUCAUUAUGCUUGCUUACAUGGUGGCCGAACGAAAUUAUUCUCUUUCUCGAAAUGUCAGUAUUCACCAUGCUACCACUUUUACAAAGAGAUGGUUUGUUAGUACCGUCGCUGGAAUGUGUUUUAAUAUAUCACUUGAUUUGCCAAUGUUUUUAUUCUGAAACUAGACCGAGUUCUGGCCAAAAAGCAUUUUUAUAUAUAUCAAAAAUCUGCUUAAUUGUCAUUGUGGGGGCUUCAUUAAUAAUCAAAGCCCCUUCACGAUAUCCCGAUCUUUGGCCAUUGAUAACGUCUGUGAUAGGUUGUGCAUACUUAGCUUUCUUUUUACUAUGGGGAAAUUUUCAACAUUUGACCUGCAAAGGGGAGGCCCUAUAAAUAAAUAAUAUGUAAACUGAAUGUUAUCAUAAAAAUAGAACAACAGAUUAUUAACAAAAGUUUA
This is a messenger RNA of Drosophila persimilis, 1521 nucleotides long. It is a transcript of the gene gny, whose product is annotated as probable dolichyl pyrophosphate Man9GlcNAc2 alpha-1,3-glucosyltransferase. Gene Ontology annotation, molecular function: dolichyl pyrophosphate Man9GlcNAc2 alpha-1,3-glucosyltransferase activity. The transcript has 4 exons. NCBI's taxonomy places the organism in Eukaryota, Metazoa, Arthropoda, Insecta, Diptera, Drosophilidae. The record is from RefSeq and is a predicted model, not a curated record. Gene Ontology annotation, cellular component: endoplasmic reticulum membrane. Bases 30 to 1457 code for a protein of 475 amino acids. Gene Ontology annotation, biological process: protein N-linked glycosylation.